Molecule: messenger RNA, 1600 nt
Organism: Microthlaspi erraticum
Lineage: Eukaryota; Viridiplantae; Streptophyta; Magnoliopsida; Brassicales; Brassicaceae
Source: the annotation of a GenBank genome assembly
GAAAUCAGAUAAGGCAACAAGGAUGGAGAAGAGGGCAGAUCUUAGGUCACUUCUUCAGUAUUUGCCUCUUGUGGCUCAGUCUUCAUCUCUUGUCUGGCCACGUGCUGUUGAACAAGAGCUCCAAACAAUGUCUAGGGGACCGAACAAGUCAAUGGUCAACUCUGGAGAGAAUCUUGCCUUGCAUAUCACGAAUAUGCGCAAAUCCCUCUCCUUGGAGGCAUCUGAUCUCGCUCCCAAUCCACUACGAGGGUAUGCUGUUUUCUUUGACAAGAAAAUUUCCAGAGAAGAAUCAGCUAAGUUUUUUGGUGAGGUGGUUCCUGCGUUGUGCGGAUUACUUCUCCAGUUACCUUCAUUGUUAGAAACGCAUUAUCAGAAGGCAGACAAUGUUCUUGGUGGAAUUACGUCCGGGCUUCGUCUAUUAGGCCCUCAAGAAGCUGGCAUUGUGUUUCUAAGCCAGGAGUUGAUUGCAGCUCUUCUUGCAUGUUCCUUCUUUUGUUUGUUCCCUGAAGUCAACAGACGAUCAAAGCAUCUUCAAAAAAUCAACUUUGAUGAACUAUUCUCGUUUCCGUCUAUGAGUCACAGCACGAAGGAGGAAAACAAAAUAAGAUGCCUUAUCAAUUACUUUGAAAGAAUUUGUCGAUGUAUGCCCACCGGCUUCGUUUCGUUCGAGAGGAAAGUUCUUCCACUAGAAUACAAUCCUCAAUAUGUUUCUUAUCCUGAGCAAGAUUACUGGGCCAAAUCCAGCACCCCGCUCUGCUCCGUUGAGAUUCAUACCUCAGGAGCUAUAGAAGAUCAAAGCGGUGAAGCUCUUGAAGUGGAUUUUGCAGAUGAGUAUUUUGGAGGCCUUACUCUGAGUUAUGAUACUCUACAGGAAGAAAUAAGGUUUGUGAUCAAUCCAGAACUUAUCGCUGGGAUGUUCUUCUUGCCUCGUAUGGAUGCAAAUGAAGCUAUUGAGAUUGUUGGCAUUGAAAGAUUUUCACGUUACACAGGGUAUGGACCUUCAUUCCAAUACGCUGGCGAUUACACAGACGAGAAGGAUUUCGAUACUUUGAGGAGGCGAAAAACGAGAGUCAUAGCUAUAGAUGCCAUGCCUAACCCAGGAAGUACACAGUACAAACCUGAUUCCCUCCUUCGAGAGGUUAACAAGGCUUUUAGCGGAUACCUGCAUCAAUGUAAAUAUCAAAUUGAUGCAGACUCUAACUAUACUCACCCUGAGGCAUCAUCUUCGCGGCCUAAUUCUCUUCCAUCAGCUACGGCGAGCCAAGUUAUAGAAAGCUCUCAGAGAUUGUGUAUCGAUCAUGAAGAGAAGAUCGGUGUAGCUACAGGUAAUUGGGGUUGCGGUGUGUUUGGAGGCGAUCCAGAACUAAAGAUCAUGCUUCAGUGGCUUGCCAUUUCACAGUCGGGAAGACCCUUGAUGUCAUACUACACAUUUGGCCUCCAAGCCCUGCGAAAUGUGAAUCAGGUGGUCGAAAAGGUCGCUUUGCAAGAAUUGAGUGUAGGAGACUUGUGGAGGAAGAUAGUGGAGUAUUCUGCAGAGAGGCUCAGCAGAAGAACAAGGCUUGGCUUCUUCUCUUGGCUCAUAGCCUCACUCUCUACUUAG